This is a messenger RNA of Danio aesculapii, 1519 nucleotides long. RefSeq names its product tRNA methyltransferase 11 homolog (gene trmt11). Gene Ontology annotation, biological process: methylation. Lineage: Eukaryota; Metazoa; Chordata; Actinopteri; Cypriniformes; Danionidae. The transcript has 13 exons. The record is from RefSeq and is a predicted model, not a curated record. The coding region runs from base 7 to 1407 and encodes 466 amino acids. Gene Ontology annotation, cellular component: cytoplasm. Gene Ontology annotation, molecular function: nucleic acid binding.
ACCAACAUGGCGCUUCACUGUGGUCGGGCGUGUAGGCAAUAUUUACUUCAUCUGGCGCACGAUAACGUCGAUUUUAGAUUAGCGGAAAUAAAAGCAUUGCUCUCUCUAAGGGACCGGCCAUUUGAGACACCAGAAACAUUCAAUGAAAAGUCUCCCUUCUGGCAUCUAAAUGGCUUGUCAGAAGACGACAUUCGGAGUGUCAUGUCCAGAACGGUUUGUGGAAAGUCUGCUUUUGAACUUUGGGGUCAUGGGAAGACGACAGAUGAGCUUCGGAGGUCGUUAUUGGAGUAUCCAUCAGAAAACAUGGCUCCAUAUCUGCAACAAAACUCAACCUAUAAGAUCAAUGUCUACACUUUUAACAAAACAUUAGAAUUUAAGGACAGAAUCAAAAAAAUUGAUGCUCUAGACUUCCUACCAUUUGAAGGCACGGUCAACCUCAAGGAUCCAGAACAUAUUUUCUGCUUGCUUGAGGAUUAUGGAACUGAUCCUAAUGAUAUUCCAGAGGAGCCUGUCUAUGUGUACUUUGGGAGAUGGAUCGCAGACGGUCAGAGAGAGUUAAUUCGCUCUUACAGUGUGAAGAAGAGACAUUUCAUUGGGAACACUAGUAUGGACGCUGGCCUUUCUUUCAUUAUGGCUAAUCAUGCCAAAGUUAAAGCUAAUGACUUGGUUUAUGAUCCUUUUGUUGGAACAGGUAGUCUUCUGGUAGCAUGUUCACACUUUGGGGCGUAUGUAUGUGGGACAGACAUCGAUUAUAACACUAUCCAUGGAAUAGGAAAGGCCAGCAGGAAGAAUCAAAAAUGGAGAGGACCAGAUGAGAACAUCCGAGCCAACCUGCGACAGUAUGGGGCUGAACAUCUCUAUGUGGACGUCAUGGUGUCUGAUGCUUCCAAACUUGUUUGGAGACGAAAUGCCCAGUUUGAAGCCAUUAUUACAGACCCUCCAUAUGGUAUUCGUGAGUCCACACGGAGAACAGGAUCUCAUAAAGAUAUCAUCAAACCUCCUGAGGAUUAUUCUGGAGAGAGUCAUGUGCCGGUUUCAAUGGCUUACCAUCUCAGCGAUAUCUUUGCUGACCUCUUGAAUUUUGCAGCCCAUCACUUGGUUUUAGGAGGACGUCUUGUCUACUGGCUUCCCAUCUACAGGCCAGAGUACUGCGAUGAGAUGGUGCCUCUUCACCCCUGUUUGACUCUCAUCAGCAACUGCGAACAAACCCUGUCCAGCCACACGUCACGAAGACUCAUCACCAUGGAGAAGACCAAGGAUCCAGAGGAUUCGGACAGUCUAGCACACCUUGCUGACCCUCGGUUCACCCCAUACCACGGUCACAACUCUUUCAGAGAAAAAUACUUCAGCGGUCUUACCAAGAAAAAUGGAAAGAACGUCAAAGUCACAACAGAAGAUGAAGAUUAAAACAUAAAAAAAACACUGUUUUAUGCUUAUAAACAAUUUUUUUACAUUCUUUUUAUUCCCUAAUUUUGAUAUGUUUAUAUGUUGUUUCAAAUAAAAUGCAUUGUUUUAUUAA